This is a messenger RNA of Drosophila nasuta, 943 nucleotides long. It is a transcript of the gene mRpL10, whose product is annotated as mitochondrial ribosomal protein L10. Lineage: Eukaryota; Metazoa; Arthropoda; Insecta; Diptera; Drosophilidae. The transcript has 2 exons. The record is from RefSeq and is a predicted model, not a curated record. Bases 152 to 895 code for a protein of 247 amino acids.
UCUAAGAUUUGACAAAUUCUAUUGCAGUCACACUGGCCGGCUGUCGGAAUUUAACAAAUAUUUAUGGGAAUCAAUUAGUAAAUUAUAAUUGCAAAAACAAGAGCAUUAGUGAAUUAAGAGUGAAGCAAGUAAACCGCAACUGUCCGUCGAAAUGUCCAACCUUAUACAACAAAGCUUGCCAUUGACAUCGGCCCGUUCGCCAUUGUUGCAGUUUCUGCGCUAUCGCGGCAAGAUCAAUAUUCAGCGACCCAAGGAGCCGCAUUAUGAACGUGCACGAGUCAUUGCAGUAACACAACCUAAAUACCCGGAGCCUCCGAAGGCAAUAACCUGCUUUCAAUCACGAGCCCAACGCACAGGAACACAGCUGGAAAACCCCUACAAUGCGAUUGUGGCCCGUGAAGUGCUCAACUGGCUGAAUCACUCGCGACUCGCGGCCGUCUUUCACUUGAACUCCAUCAACGCUGACGAGAUAUUUCGUGUUCGCGUCCAGUUGCAUAAACAGAACAUGCAUUUGAAGAGUUACGGUCGUAAGAUCAUUGGACAGGCUGUCACCGGCACAGCGUAUGAGGCCAUUCUGCCGCUGUUUCACUCGAAUCACUGUAUUGUGUUCUCGCCUAAUCCGCAGCAGAUUGGUGCUCUGCUGCGCAUCACACGCAAAGUGCCGCAAAUGGUGUUGUUGGGUGGCAUUGUGGAAAGCAAGUUGCUCAGUCGCAAUGAUCUGAUGGACUUUGCAAAGAUGCCCAGUCUGCAAGUUGCGCAAGCGCAGCUAGUGCAGACGUUGAAUCAAGCCGCCGGUACUGUGGUGCAACAGUUGCAGGCGCAUCAAUGCAAUCUGGUUAAAGUGCUGGACGUGCACGCCAAGGGCGAAUCAUCCUCGACGGAGGAGGCGACGUAACUUGUAAUUGUUUUCUUUUUAUUUAAUAAUAAUAAUAACAGCAAAUAA